Wyeomyia smithii (pitcher-plant mosquito) is the source of this 3495-nucleotide messenger RNA. RefSeq lists its product as uncharacterized. The transcript is spliced from 2 exons. The record is from RefSeq and is a predicted model, not a curated record. Bases 228 to 3062 code for a protein of 944 amino acids. NCBI's taxonomy places the organism in Eukaryota, Metazoa, Arthropoda, Insecta, Diptera, Culicidae. Gene Ontology annotation, molecular function: catalytic activity.
GACACGUGUAACUUGAGACCCUAAUGUGGCCAUUCACCUCUGUCCAGCAACUCCUAUCCCAACCUCCACGUGGUGCCGACCGGAAUACGAGUAACCUUAGCGGAGAUCGGGUAACCAACCCCGGUGGAAACUAUGGUCGUAUGCUGACUGGGAAGGGGGUCGUACGCGGCUGUAUCCCCAUAGGGGCGGCGUACAACAGCGUCUGACCCGGAGCGGGCGGCUGAAUUAUGGAAUGCUGUAUCCCGCCAGCUACACCUAAGAUGGCAGCCCCAUCAGCAGGAUGUAGGUAUCGCGACCCUGGUAAGGUAGCAUACCGAAACAUUUCACCAACCACGAACAACGAUUUUAGAAAUACGGAACGGAUCAAUCGGCAAAGACCUAGGCUACGAACACGGAAAAAGAUUAAGGUAAACGAUUGGAAAUUGGGUACUUGGAACGUCCGAUCUCUCAAUGAACCGGCGCGGGCUGGCUUGCUUGCUCGAGAACUACAGCGUCAGGGAGUCGAAAUCGCAGUGAUUCAGGAGGUUCGGUGGCCAAAUUCCGGAGAAAGGGGAUUCCGUGCAGUAGACCCUAUUGCACGCACUUCUUUCAAGUACCACAUCUACUACAGUGGCGGCAAAGCAGCGGAACGGGGCGUCGGUUUCGUAGUGCUGGGAAAUCAGAAAACAAGAGUCAUCCGAUGGAGGCCCGUAGAUGACCGUAUAUGCGUGUUGAGGAUUAAGGGCAAAUUCUUCAACUACAGUUUAAUCAACACCUACGCACCGACAAACGACAAAUCCGAUGAAGUCAAAGAUGAGUUCUAUGACAAGCUUGAGCGAAUCUAUGACGAGUGCCCAAAACACGACGUAAAAGUCGUCAUCGGAGACGCAAACGCACAGGUUGGGAGGGAGGAAUUCUUCCGUCCGGUCAUUGGAAGGCAUAGCCUCCACUCGUCAUCCAAUGAAAACGGCCUGAGGCUGAUAAACUUUGCCGCAGCCAGAGGAAUGGCCAAAUGUAGCUCCUAUUUUCCACGUUUGAAUAUUCGGAAACACACCUGGAGGCAUCCAAAUGGAGAAGCCUGCUCCCAGAUCGAUCACGUACUGAUUGACGGUCGGCACUUUUCGGAUGUUACUGAUGUUAGGUCUUUUCGGGGACCAAACAUUGACUCUGACCAUUAUCUCGUCGUUUGUAAGAUCCGCGCGCGGUUGUCGAACGUGCUGAAAUCUCGCACAGAGAGGGCGACGCGUUUCAACAUUCAGCGGUUGAAAGCUGAUGGCGUGACAGCAGAAUACGCCAGAGAGCUGGAUCAACGGAUCGCAGAACAGCAGGAGGAAGGAGUGGAAGACAUAAAUGGGCUGUGGAGCAGUAUUCACGGCGCCAUCGAAACGACUGCGAGAGAGGUGGUAGGUACGACGCGUGGAAGGCAGCCUAACGGCUGGUUCGAUGCCGAGUGCCAGAGAGCGACAGAUGAGAAGAACCGUGCCAGGAGCCGCAUGCUCACUGCGGCUACGCGUCAGAACAGAGAGAGGUACAGGGUGGCAAGAGCUGCUGAAAAUAGAACCCACCGUCGGAAGAAGCGCGAGUACGAGGAGCAGAUGCUCGCCAGCGCAGAGGACAGCUAUGCUCAAAACGACGUGCGGAGAUUCUAUAGAACUGUCAACAGAGUCAGAAGCAGGAAUUUUCCGGUGCCAGUCAUGUGUAAUGACAAGGACGGCAACCUGCUUACUGGUAAACCGACGGUUGCAGCCAGGUGGAAGGAGCAUUUUCAGGCGCUAUUGAACGGUGAGGUACCGGAUGAGCAGAGCAGGAACAGGAUGACGAUUAUGAGUGACGAACAAGCUGUGGAGCCACCAACACAGGAGGAGGUGAAAAAGGCGAUUAAUGAGCUGAAAAACGGCAAGGCCGCUGGUAAGGACGGUAUCCCGGCCGAACUUCUAAAAGCGGGAAGCGAGCGGCUGUACUAUGCGGUCCACCAGAUAAUACUAAGAAUCUGGGCGGACGAACAAAUGCCGAACGACUGGUUGGAAGGCCUCAUAUGCCCUAUCUAUAAGAAGGGCCAUCGAUUGGAUUGUGGCAACUAUCGAGGGAUAACGUUGCUCAACUCCGCAUAUAAAGUUCUCUCCCGUAUCCUGUUCUUCAGAUUGAGACCGCUAGCGGAAUCUUUUGUUGGCGAAUACCAGGCUGGUUUUCGACAAGGGCGUUCCACGACGGAUCAAAUUUUCACCCUGCGACAGAUCCUCGAUAAGUUCCGGGAGUACAACUUAUCGACUCACCAUCUUUUUGUGGACUUCAGGGCGGCAUACGACUCAGUGAAAAGAAACGAGCUGUGGCAGAUCAUGCUGGAACACGGUUUCCCUGCGAAACUAAUAAAGCUGAGUCGUAUGACACUGGAGGGAUCAAAAUCGUGCGUGCGGAUAGCUGGCAAGACAUCAGCCGCGUUCGUAACGUUGGAUGGACUGAAGCAGGGGGAUGCGCUCUCCAACCUACUGUUUAACAUCGCUCUUGAGGGUGCAGUACGAAGAGCAAACGUCGAAAGAAACGGUACGAUCAUCACAAAAUCUCACAUGCUUCUUGGCUUUGCGGACGACGUCGAUAUCAUCGGUAUCAACCGUAAGGCCGUGGAGGAUGCCUUCGUACCUUUUAAGAGAGAAGCAGCGAGAUUGGGACUUGUCAUUAACUCUGCCAAAACGAAGUACAUGGUAGCUGGCAGAGAGCGUGGGAGUCCCCGUGGUGUUGGUGCUGAGGUGGAGAUAGAUGGGGAACGAUUUGAAGUGGUUGACGAAUUCGUUUAUCUUGGUACGCUUGUGACAUGUGACAACGAUAUGAGCCGUGAAGUGAAACAACGAGUUGCAGCUGCGAACAGGGCUUUCUACGGACUGCGUAACCAGCUAAGGUCCCGUAGUUUGCAAACUCGCACAAAACUAGCGCUGUAUAUGACGCUGAUACUCCCGGUGGCCCUUUACGGACAUGAAGCAUGGACGCUGAAGGAAGCUGAUCGACGAGUGCUCGGAGUUUUUGAGCGUAAAAUUCUGCGAUCGAUACUUGGCGGUAAACUGGUUGUACCAGGUAUACAAACAUGCUGAUAUAGUGAAGGUAAUACAGCGGGGCAGGCUGCAGUGGGCUGGACAUGUAGCCAGGAUGCCUGACGAGAGAGCCGCCAAAACUAUCUUCAGUAGAGAACCAGGAAGAGGCCGUCGACUCCGUGGUAGGCCUCGCACGCGGUGGAUGUGCGCGGUGGAAGAAGAUGCACGAUCUGCUGGUGUACGGGGAGACUGGAGAACGGCUGCUCAAGACAGAAGAAGAUGGACAUCUCUAAUUCGUUCGGCCCUGGACCGGUGAACGGUCCGUUAGCCAAAAAAGUAAAGUAAGUAUUUGUGCGCAAAAGAAUUGUAUGAUUGGUCUAAUCAGAAAAGUAAUGAAAAUUCAUCAAAAAUGUCAUUUAGUUGGGUAUCAGAUGAAAAAAAUGCACAAGGAGUAACAGAAUGGAGCAAUAUUUUCAAAAAAUCAAUAACAAUA